UACGUUUUGGUUGUUAAUCUAAUCUCAUAUUUGUCGAGAAUGACUUUCCAGCGAUUAUUCUUUGUUUUACGGUAAACUGUUAAAAGUCACGUUCAUAAAUGGCAUAAUUGGGGUGAGAUAAAAAAAAACAUGGGUUUAAAAAAAGAAAGCUUUUCGGAUAAUUUCUGACACACUGGUCACAGACGCGGAACAAGUGAAAAUGUCGAAGUGCAGAUGUAGCCUAUGAAAGCAGAAUGGAUCUGUCCAGAAGAAGAGAAGUCUACUCGCAUCACACAUCCACUCCGAGUUUCUCUAAACGGGAGCAUGAGUACAACACCAAAUAUUUAACAAUUGUGAUUAAAAAUCCCACUGAGGCUAUAUUUUCAGACGGAACAAAAGCACCGUUUGGAGUGGUUUUUAUUGUCAUUAUUAUAAUUCUUCAAUGGGAAACGGUCGUUUAAUUUGUCCACUUUUCCUCUUUACGGUAAGUCAACAAAGUCGGAGAGUAAUUUUGGAGGGCAACUUGUUUGGAAAGUCCUUACAUUGGCUGGGCAAAUGGAAAGUUAGUGUUGAAUCAAGUAUUUCAAUUUUUUCUGUUAUUACAGUAUUGCUGUGAAUCGAUAUUUAAACUGUUUGGCUUAACGAAACCAGUAUCUCUUUACGUUUUAAAUGCUGUAUGUGUGUGUGUGUGGUUUUAAAACUGUAAUGAUCCGUGUAGCCUAAUAUUCAUAAUUAUCGCUGCUAUUAUUACUAUUAUUAUUUUCAUAAUUAUCAUUAUUAUUACUACCUCAGAUGCGAAACCGGUCAUGGUUUUUGACUUUGAUUUUCAUUCCUCAGGAUAAUCUAACGAGGUGCGCGCAAGAAGAGAGAGAGAGGCUUGGCCACAGAGGGAGGCGCCUCUCUUUCUUCCUCGCCUUUGAAGAGUGUUUUCUCACUUUCAGAAGAGGACAUACGCGUGAGAAAGUCAAUUGCUCGAGAAUUAUGCUGUCUUAAAGAAGCGCGUGUGGAUUUUACCCGCCAAGACACGCUCAGCUGCCUACGAGAAGCGCGAGGCGGUGAGGAUUUGGCACCUACCUGGGAACGCACGGUGGGAGUUGGUGGCCAAGGUAUCGGAUCAGAGCAAUGUCUGCCAUGCCAUCAGUCACCAAUGCACCAUGUCAAAGAAAAAGCUGGCAGGUGUUUGUAUGGGUUGUGAUGUCUCUGCUGCCCCUAGUGGCAAGAGGCAGGUCAGGUUUCAGGGCAGAAUCUGAAGCUGCAGUGGGAUUACUUAGCGGUGGAGCGGAGGAGCCACCUUUAGAGGCUCUUCCAGACAUUGAGGAGAAGAUAGAAGAGGGCAGUGACUCUCCAUGGCAUGAUCUGUUUGAGCCAUCUGUGUUUGUCGAGGAAGACAAGCAGUCAGUGCGAUGGGAACGUUCACCCCGCUCGCCAGACACCUCUGACAUACAGACCAAAGGUGCGCGCAAGAAAAAGAAGAAAAAAGAGAAGGAAGAAAAGAAAAAGAAAGACAAGAAUAGUGGCCGACGACACAGCAACCGAGACUGCCGUGUGGAAAAACGGGAGAUGCGCGUUCGAGACCUGGGUAUGGGCUUCGACUCGGACGAGAUCGUACUCUUCAAGUUCUGUGUCGGUUCCUGCCAAAGGUCCCGUGGGAACUAUGACUUAGCUCUGCAUGCUCUGCUUGCCAAUGGCAGCCUGCCAAAGCGCACUGCCAGGAAGAUUAGCGCACAACCUUGUUGCCGCCCCAUGGGUUAUGAACCGGUCUCCUUCAUGGAUGCUUCCACAACCUGGAGAACCAUCAAAUCACUCUCGGCCGCAGAUUGUGAGUGUGUAGGAUGAGGCAAGCUGGAAGAGGGGAGGGGGAGCAUGACCUGAAAAAAAUGGUGCAACAGUCAAAGAAAGGAGGAGGAAUCGGGAAGCCUCCUGGGCCAUAGCUACAAAACGAGGUCAGGCAGUGUUGGCCCUCUGAAAAGCUAUGAGGGGAAUUUGGUUGGUCUCUAGGGGCUGUGAGUGAUUCACAACAACAGCCUAUGUACAGUAUACAACAUUUUGUCACACCAAACCUCAUCAGAAAGGAUUGGAUGGGAUUAGAACAAGACAGAGAAGAGGAGAAACUCAGCAACAUCACUGAGGAUGCAAGAACAGCAACUUUGGAUUAUCCAGUUGAGUUGCUCUAUAAACAUAAAACAUGUUAUAACUUGAUGAGCGUUUGCUUACCAGGAGUUUUCAUCAGACUUGGAUAUAGCACGAAACCCUGAUUUAUUUGUCAGACUCAUUUGUUGAUCCUGGAUGUCAGUGCCCAUUUUCCUGGCCUUCCAUCUGGCAUGUAAUAUUUCAGCCAGAAUAGCUAAAUUUGGAUUACUCAUUAUUAAUGGCACAUUAUUGUUGUAAUUACAAUGUAAUUGCACAAUCAUAUGUGGAGUAUUAUUAAAAAUUAAGUCCUUAGAAAACACAUAGGCCAGUUAGUAUUACCCUUUUAGCCAGAAGCGCUGAAGGUUGAUUGUAUUUGCAGUAGGUCUUUAAGUUCUCAGGAUUUUACCGGACUAAUAUAAAGGGUGUUUUUCUGUUACAUUUUUAAUGCUUAUAAAAAUGGUCAUGUUCCAUGAGUUGAUGACAGAUAUAUAAGUGAAUAUAGGUAAAUAUAUAACAAAAAACUAAUAUUUGAUGCUUUACUGUAAAAGGACAAUGCAAUAUCUUUGAAUUUAUUUAUGCUAGUGCAUCAAAUGUUAAUGUACAAAGUACAUAUGAUGUUAAAAAAAUAUUUGCAUUAAAUACAUGAGGUAAGAAUGAUAUAUGUCUAAAUAAAAAUAAAAAUAAUUCUUCCCUGUAAAUUCUUGACAGGGUUUCCCCCAUUAUAUUUAUAUAAAUAUAGCAUAAUUUAAUCGGAUCCAAGUGACAGUGCUUAUCCAGACCCAUUAGUGUUUUCUUUUUUUCCCAACACAGAUGAUGACCACAAUGCAUUUGUCAUUUUUUAUCAUAUUGUUACCAAAUGGAUGCCAUGCAUCGCUUAACACUUACUGUACAGAUAUCAUAUUUAUUUUUUCAUAUAAGUUAUUUAUUUAUUGCUAUGUCUACAGAUGUGUCUUUUGGAUGUUUAUAUUUAUUAUUGUUUAUACCUUGGCCUCUGUUCUGCAAUCCCUGUCAUCUCACGAUAAACCAGCAUGAAUAACAGCAAGGCUUUGAACAAGGUCAGCUGCAAGAUAUCCCAGUUGGGAGAAAAAACUGAGAUAAUUAUUCCAAAUAUUUAGAUUGGAUGAGAAGGACUUGUAGACAUCUCCUGUCAGAUCAUGACAAAUGCUUUAUUGGGUCCUUAUUUGAGUCCUCCAAGAGUUAUAAAACUCUCAGAAAAAAAGGGAAGUCUCAGCUUCAAUUUAUAAAAAGGACAUUAAAAUAGUUUCUUCCGAAUUGUCUUCUGACAUAGGCUAUUUGUCUUCCCAACUUUGAUGUUGUAUUCUGUUUCAACAUUUAAAGCUGCUCUGAAAAUACUUUUACAAAUAUAAACUUCUUAAUGACAAUUUCUUUGCUUCAGUAUUUUACAUGUUUUAUUUAUCUAUUAUUAUUGUUGUUGUCAUUGACAAAGUUACUCUUUAUUUUUGUAUUUCAUAUUUUCUGUAUAGUUAUAAAGCUGUUUAUACAUAAUGUGAAUAAGAUUCUUGUCCUUUAAUUUGAAUCUAGAGGAAGCAACAAAUAGAUUGCAUCACAUGUAACAUCUUUCUCUGGCAACAAAUCUUUUCUAGAGAAAAGUUGUCUGUUUAAACAAGUUACAAGCACAAUUUUGUUUGUACAGUUCCAUGCCUCGUAUUUUAGGUUUGAAGAAAAG
Myxocyprinus asiaticus (Chinese sucker) is the source of this 3796-nucleotide messenger RNA. RefSeq names its product artemin-like. The transcript is spliced from 4 exons. Bases 1102 to 1815 code for a protein of 237 amino acids. NCBI's taxonomy places the organism in Eukaryota, Metazoa, Chordata, Actinopteri, Cypriniformes, Catostomidae. Gene Ontology annotation, molecular function: glial cell-derived neurotrophic factor receptor binding; receptor tyrosine kinase binding; growth factor activity. The record is from RefSeq and is a predicted model, not a curated record.